CAUAAGCCAUCCUGUCACUCAGACUUGACUCUGAAGAGUUGUAUUUGUAGCUCCUGUGUUUGUAGUUUCUUCACACCCUGUAGAUGAGAUGUCAGGGUCUUUGUACGCGUUGUUUGCGGGGUUUAUGGGUGCUGCAGCUUCGCUGUCUGCCAAACUGUCCCUCGGUGCAGACUACAUGAGGGACAUGUGUGAGUCCGGGAUCAGCAGCUGGGCAGAGACACACGGAAGCACUGCAGUCUGUGACUGGCUCCACAUCCCUCUGCGGCUGCUCUGUGCCAUCCUGCUCUUCACCUGUAACGCCGUCAUGUGGACCUUCUUCUCCAAAGCUCUCCGGCACUGCUCGUCUUCAGCCAGAGCCACGGUCACUACCACCGCAUCCAACUUCAUCUCCUCAGCUGUCCUCGGGAGGUUGAUAUUCGGAGAGACCCACGCAGCUCUGUGGUGGGUCGGCAUCUCUCUCACUCUAUGCGGACUUCUGGUGCUUCAUGGAUCCACAUCUCAGUCUCUCCCACAGGAGGAGGGCAAAAAGGACACGUGAUGAAUCUUUGCCUCAUGAAGAGGAUACAGCUGCUGCUACUGAGCCAGAAUCACAAAGAACUGCUGUAUGGAAGCAUUAUACCAGCAUUAUACCAGGUCAUGGAAAAGGGUCUUAAUAUGAUGUGCAUUACUGUGUCCUAAACUAGUUUCUGACACUUUGCACAAGAAGACAUGAGGAGUUUUUCUUUUUUUAAUUUGAUACUAAUGUCUCUAAAUAUCCUCUAAAUGGAAACAAUGCAAUCAGCCUAAUGACUCACUACAGUAUGUUUUAGUUCUUCUGAAUGUUUCUGUCCUGUUUGUAAAAUCAGAGCACCAAGAGUUGUACAGACAGCAGACCAAAGAGACAAUGUUUACACUUUCACAGGUAAGGUUUUGCUGGUGGUUACAUGUGAGCGGGUUAAAGUGAAGCAGCAGAAGAUUUUCUUUAGCAUUCAACACAUCCACAUAAUUCAGAGCAGCAGUUGAGCAUUUUCUCCUUGGUGUUGAUGUGUUGGAAUCAGAAAUAAUGAGAAAGUGUGAGGAUGUGAGCGACUUUGAAGAGGACUAAACUGUGAAGGUUAAACAAACGAGUCAGAGCAUCCUUAAACUGCAGCUCUUGUGGCUUGUUCCUGGUCUGCAGGGAUCAGUAUCUACCUAAAGUGUUCCGAAGAAGGACAACAGGUGAACUGGUGAAAUGGUGAACUGGUGACAGGGACACGAGCAGCCAAGGCUCUCUGAUGUGUGCGGGGAAUAAAGGCUGGAUUGUGUGAUCCAA
Notolabrus celidotus (New Zealand spotty) is the source of this 1291-nucleotide messenger RNA. Its product is annotated as transmembrane protein 42-like. The transcript has 3 exons. NCBI's taxonomy places the organism in Eukaryota, Metazoa, Chordata, Actinopteri, Labriformes, Labridae. Bases 89 to 538 code for a protein of 149 amino acids. The record is from RefSeq and is a predicted model, not a curated record.